AGCAGAAAAGAGUUCCGCGCAUUUCCACCGUCGGAACAUUAACAGUGUGACAUCCAACGGAAGUAAACAACACAAGUUGAGGAGCGUUAACAGCAACCACUUGUUUGAGUUAGCGUGAAGGCACCAUUGUGCUCAUAGCGCAAAUUAAUAUCUUGUUUGUAGUUAAGCAACAAUGUCUUCCGUUGACUCUUUUCGGCAGUUUGUUAACGAGCGACUAACUGCUGCUGCGGAAGAAAUAUUCGGUGUUUUUGAAAAUACUGUCAUCCAGUACCAGGAAGAGAUCGACCGUCAGCGCAGACUGUUGGAUAUCGUUUGGAAACCUGACAUAAAGUUACACCGGAUAGCGCUCCCACAGCAACGUGUCUGUGAGGAGGAGGAGGAGGAAGUUCCUGCUGACCAGCAGCUCUGUAUUCAGGAGGGGAACUCCAGUCUGGACCAAGAGGACCCAGAGCCUCCACAGGUUAAAGAGGACCCAGAGCCUCCACAACUUAAAGAGGACCCAGAGCCUCCACAGGUUAAAGAGGACCCAGAGCCUCCACAACUUAAAGAGGAAUCGGUGGAACUCCGCACCAGUCAGGAGGGAGAGCAGCUUGUAGUGAAGCAGGAGACUCCUACUUAUGAGGAAAGUGACCUCAGUGGAGAUCAGAAUAUUUCCGUGAAACCUGAUGACACUUUAAGUUCAGUGGAGACAGAGUCUGUAUUCACCAUACCAGUUAUAAGCUCUGCGCUACAUGAUGCAACCAGUGAUCACCAGCUCCUCUCUGAUGUUCAAGCAGAGCCAAAACAACAGAACAGACCCCAUGAAACCAGAAUUCAUAUUAACAAUGUAACCAGCCUUUACGUGGACCAAGAGGACCCAGAGCCUCCGCAGAUUAAAGAACAGAAGGAACUCUGCACCAGUCAGCAGGGAGAGCAGCUUGUAGUGAAUCAGGAGACUCCUUCUUAUGAGGAAAAUCACCAGAGUGAAGUUCAGACUAUGAAUUUAAAUCUUGAUGACACUUCAAUUGCAGCAGAGACAAAGUCUGCAGUCAUCAUACCAGUUAUAAACUCUGUGCUAUCUGAUGCAACCAGUGACCACCAGCUCCUCUCUGAUGAUCGCUGCAGGCUUGGAGACUCAGGAUCAACAACAAAGGCAGAGCCAAAACAACACAAUGCAACCAGAAGUCACAUUAACAAUGUAAGCAGUCCUAACCUGUCAGAGGAUAACUGUAAUACUGACAAAGAGAAAAAAUCUUUCAAAUGUGAAACAUGUGGAAAAGAUUUUAUGAACAAGUACCGUUUGCAGAGACACCAGAAAAUCCACACAGGAGGGAAGCAAUAUUCUUGUAAAACUUGUGGAAGAGAUUGCCGCGAUCAUUAUAGAUUGGCGCUCCAUAUGCGAUCCCACAUAGCCAAGGAGCCUUGCGUUUGCAACACUUGCGGCAAAACAUUUGCUAAACGUUCAUUAUGUACAAAGCAUAUGAGAAUCCACACAGGUGAAAAGCCAUUUCCAUGUAAAAUUUGUGGGAUAGCUUUCACACGCAGUAGUAAUUUGACAACCCACAUGCGAACGCACACAGGUGAGAAGCCGUACGUUUGCAAUACUUGCGAGAAAAGAUUUUCUUUCCGUUCAUCAUGGAGUAAACAUAUGAGAAUCCACACAGGUGAAAAGCCAUUUCCAUGUAAAAUUUGUGGGAUACUUUUCAGACGCAAUGGUAAUUUGACAACCCACAUGCGAACCCACACAGGUGAGAAGCCGUACGUUUGCAAUACUUGCGAGAAAAGAUUUUCUCACCGUUCAUCAUGGAGUAAGCAUAUGAGAACCCACACAGGUGAGAAGCCAUAUUCUUGCAAUACUUGCAAGAAAGGAUUUUCUUGCCGUUCAUCAUGGAGUAAGCAUAUGAGAAUCCACACAGGUGAGAAGCCAUAUUCUUGUAAAACUUGUGGAAAAGAUUUCCGGCAUAAUAAUACCUUAGUGAACCACAUGAGAACACACACAGGUGAGAAGCCGUUCGCUUGCAAUACUUGCGGGAAAACAUUUGCCAACAAUUCAUCAUGCAAAAAGCAUAUGAAAUCCCACAUAAGUUAGAAUCCACAUUCUCAUAAAAUAUCAGGAAAAAUAUUUCGAAAUUAGUCGUGACUUGAAAAUCCACAUGAGAAUUCAAAACAGUUGAGAAGCUGUAGACUUGUAAAACGUGGGAGAGCUUUCAGACAGAGUGGUGAUUUGAUCAUCCACAUGACAUCACAUGACAAAAGGCCACACUGGUGAGAAUCUCUUCAAAAGAUAGAAACCACUGAGCUGAUACUCCAGUAGAAAUGUUUUGUCAAACGGAAUGAAAUGCACCUUUGAAGCAGCUUCAUCUCUGUUACUGAAUGUAAAACAUUUUCCACACAGAUGAGAUGUCAACAUCUCAAGGUAGAGUUUCCCUUGAUAUGACUUGAUGAAAAUAAGGAUGUGAUCCUGAUUGUUGUUGAUUUUGCCAAAUGUUCAUUUACCAAAUAUGUCUUAAUCACUUUACAGUUUAUAAUCUAGUCUGUGAUAGUUCUAUAUGAAGCUUCCUAAGCAUUUUUACAAAAAUUCAGAUUUUACAUUUGAGAUUGGCUGGCAUCUGUUUUAUACUACCAAGAAAGACUUCAUAUUAAAUGUGGCUUCUUGGUUGUUUUUUUUUUAUUUCAUUUUUUAACAAACCACCUCAUUCAUAUGCCUGGCCACAUUUUUGGAAUUUCCCUUUAAUGACGUGCUGUAUUUUGCUGUCAAUGAUGUUACAGUCCGACUCUGCAACCAACUAAAAUGGGACACCAGUAAAGUGAAGUAAAAAUAAAUGAGCAUUUAA
Molecule: messenger RNA, 2813 nt
Organism: Centropristis striata (black sea bass)
Lineage: Eukaryota; Metazoa; Chordata; Actinopteri; Perciformes; Serranidae
Product: zinc finger protein ZFP2-like
Exons: 2
Coding region: 173-2068 (631 amino acids)
Biological process (GO): regulation of transcription by RNA polymerase II
Cellular component (GO): nucleus
Molecular function (GO): RNA polymerase II cis-regulatory region sequence-specific DNA binding; DNA-binding transcription activator activity, RNA polymerase II-specific
Source: RefSeq, a predicted model, not a curated record